Messenger RNA from Rotaria socialis, 633 nucleotides. NCBI's taxonomy places the organism in Eukaryota, Metazoa, Rotifera, Eurotatoria, Philodinida, Philodinidae. The record is from the annotation of a GenBank genome assembly.
AUGGAUGAUCAAUCAGAUAUCAUUGAGUUACCAACUAUCCCAGCUGAUGCACCUGAAUGGGUUCGUACUUUGCCAUCAAGUGGUCGAUAUGUUGAUCGUACUAAGCUCUAUGAUAUAACUGGUCAUAUUUUAUUUGAUUCAUUACUUAAUUCAAAUGGUAUUCGGCAUUUCUUCUUUUUUAUGGAAAAUGAACAACAAGCCCAGCGAGCACAUAAAGCAUACAGUGGGUGUUUACCUGAUCUAGAGUCAUCUAAUCACGAUGGCUCAUCGACAAAUCAGGAUCUUUUCGAAGUUCGAGCUGCUUUUCAUCUUGGCGAAGGUAUUUGCGGACAUAAAGGCAUUGUACAUGGAGGACUUACAGCUACCAUGCUUGAUGAAGUUAGUGGUGCUGCGGCAUUUUCUUGUGCUGGACCCGCUUUUACAGCUAAUCUUAAUAUAAAUUAUCGUAAACCAUUAGUAACACCAGCAUGGGUUUUAGUUCGUGCUCAUGUUGAUCGCCAUCAAGGACGAAAAGUGUUCAUAAAAGCUACGGUCGAAAAUGGAGAAGGUACGAUUUAUGCAGAAGCUGAUGGUUUAUUCAUAAAACCCAAAUUAAGUGUACAAGAACAUGUUCAAAAACAUCAAGAAAAAUAG